AUGACUCCUACCUCCUCUUCUGUGAUUGCUGCUAACACGAUUCUGCUCAGGUCGGUGUUAUCGUCGGUCUCGUCUCCACAAGCGUCCAGAGCGUUGGCCUUACUCUGCAGCGGAAAUCGCAUCUUCUCGAGGAAGAAAAGGAAGACGACUAUGAAAGGAGACCCCCAUACAAGCGACGGCGGUGGCAGGUCGGUUGCGGCAGCUCAUUUACCUAUAUCACGCUGACAACAAACAGCUGGGCAUGUUGAUGUUUAUCGUGGCGAAUCUUGUGGGCAGUACAAUCCAAAUUACGACUUUGCCCCUCCCGGUAUUGUCAACAUUACAAGCGUCCGGACUGGUUUUCAACUCCAUAUGCGCUUCUAUAAUCCUUAGUGAACCGUUCACCCGCUACUCCCUGAUUGGAACGGUCUUGGUUGCUGCAGGGGCAGUUUUGAUUGGAAUAUUUGGUGCGAUAACAGAGCCGUCACAUAACUUGGACCAGCUCUUGCAGCUCCUCUGGCGGCGGCAUUUCAUACUAUGGAUGAUUGGAACAUUCAUCAUAGUCCUAGCGCUAUUGGUCGCCAAUUGGACCCUAAAGCGCAUACAUACACGACCAAGCCCUCGGAUACGUCUCGUUCGCGGCAUGUUCUUUGGAACCAUAAGUGGAAUCCUUUCUGCGCACUCCCUUUUGAUCGCUAAGAGUGCGGUCGAACUCCUGGUCCGAACCAUCGUUGAUCGCCAUAACGAAUUCAAUAGAUGGCAAUCCUGGAUGAUCCUUAUUGGUCUCGUCGCUUUUGCUCUGACACAGCUUUAUUUCAUGCAUCGCGGCCUCAAACUUUGCAGCACCAGCGUUCUAUACCCACUUGUCUUUUGUGUUUAUAACAUCAUCGCCAUCAUUGAUGGUCUUGUCUACUUCCAUCAGUCGGCCAGAUUAUCGAAUCUUCACGCCGGGCUCAUCGCAGUUGGUACGGUCAUCCUACUUGGUGGAGUCGUGUGCUUGAGCUGGAGACUCGAAGAGGACGAGGACGAGCCUACGUCUCCUUUGCUCCAUAGCAAACAUAAAGGACGAGUACCGACACCUCAAACGGUUUUAACCCCUGGCAUGGGACUUGUUCAUGGCUCCAUGGAAGAAGACCCCGAGAGUCCUGUUGAUCUGGAGUCUCAGGUUCCCGGCGAACAUGGGGCCCGAACUGAACAACUCAAGCGUCGAAGUGUGGACGAGAGAACCCCACUACUUGCUCGUGCACCAACGGGCCCUGCUGUAACGGCAAAGCUGCGGUCAAAGAAGAGGCCAUCAAUCAACACCAAUACCGAAGACAUUAGUCCCCGCGCCAGCCCAUCUCCUCGAAGACCCCCAAGAAGGCGGAGAAUGACUAUUUCGGAGGAGACCAGCGAGAUCUGGAACGAAUUGAAUGAUGUAGACAAUCUCCCGUCCCCGCUACGGCGAUCAGUCGAUAUUGAGCGGAGGCCACGAUCGGGUACACUGCCGCCUCGACGGAAGAAUAACUCUUCGACUUGGUUGCAACAGAUGAGGAGACGAUCUUGGUGGGAAGGCGCCUCAUUCGGGAACCCAAGAGAGCGAAGUGUCUCGCAUGGGAAUCGACCAGCCGAAAGUGAGGCGCUGCUUGAUCCUGCAGCGACCGAAGAUGGGAAUCAAUCUGACCCGGACGCCGUACCCGCACAAAGCAGCAGCAGAAGGCGAGGGACUUGGGGUUUCGGUGGGCAGGACAAUCAUGAAGAACAAGAGACACUUGGUGACUGGUUUAAACUCAAAUGGUGGAGGAAGCGAUGGAAAGAUGAGCAUGAAGAAGAUGAUAAUUGAGGCAAGAAUAUUAGUUCAAUCAUACGAUACCUUAUACGAUACCUUGGGUACAUCACUGCUCCGUAUUCCAAUGACUGAAGGCGACGAAAGUGCUGCAACACCAUAGUUUUAUCCAUUCGAGUAAUUAUAAUUAUACCAA
Molecule: messenger RNA, 1940 nt
Organism: Aaosphaeria arxii CBS 175.79
Lineage: Eukaryota; Fungi; Ascomycota; Dothideomycetes; Pleosporales
Exons: 2
Coding region: 242-1801 (519 amino acids)
Biological process (GO): magnesium ion transport
Cellular component (GO): membrane
Molecular function (GO): magnesium ion transmembrane transporter activity
Source: RefSeq, a predicted model, not a curated record